GUUAACGAGAAGUUCCUGGAGGCGGGUCUGAUGGACCUGUGCCAGAUCAGUCCAGCAGGUCCCACCGCCCCGGCACCAGAAGACUCCUGGGAGUGGGACGAGACGGACAUGACCAUCCCAGAGACAGAACCUGGAGAAGAACCAGAGUCCGACCCGACUCACGCCCAACAAACCAACCCGGACCAGUCUUCAGACAGGACUCUGUCCAUGGAGAGUCAAGUCAGAACCCAAGUCCAGGUGUCUCAGAGGGCCGUCCCCCCUCACAGUAACAUCCUCCAGGUGUUCUCCCUCCAUAACGUAGAGUUCUACAGACMGCCUGAGGUUCCUCUCACCAAAGCUCAAACCCUGAAGAGCCUCAGCAAAGACUCCUCCCUGUCCUCACUGGAGUCCCUCCCAGACCUGCUGGGACCUCUCAUGUCCAACACUCGGGACAGAGGCAGAGGACAGCUGGACAACCGUCCCCGCUCAGACUCUGAGAGCGGGAUCGUCAGUGACACCGGAGACGUGGAGACGACGUCCAGCUCUGACGUCCAAGCUGAGGAGGAGGAGGCUGUCCCCGAGCUUCAUCAGACCGGGUGGACGAGGAGGGGGACUGGAGGAGACACUAAGAAGAGGACAGAGGAGGAGACGAAGAGGAGGAGCAGGAGGAGAGGAGGCGAGGCCGUGGAGAUUCUGGUGAACGGACACGGGAUCCUGACCCCAGCAGACUCUGACUCUGACUUUGAAGGAGGUGGAGUCCAUGAUGAUGAUGUCAUCAUGCUGAACCCGGACCCCUACAUCAGUCUGGAGCCCCGCCCCCUUCUCAAGUGUCWGGACUCCAGUCCGGUUUUAUCUCAGACCUCCAGUCUGGAGUCUCUGCUGGCUCCGGGCGUGGACCUGUUUCCCUCCAAAGACCCCCUGCAUCGGACCGCCUCCCUGGAGAGCUGCCUGAACCCGGGAUCCAGCACCGAGGCCGGCAGCCCCAGAGACCUGGACUUGGGUCCAAACACAGGAGGAGGUGCUGCAGGGGAGCUGAGCCGGAGGACCCUGGACCUCCUGAGACGUCUGGAGGACAUCCAGACCCCUGUGGUGUCCAACAUGACCCGGAGCGUCUCCGACGUGACGCUUCCAAGCAGCUCCCCUCAGAGGAGCCUGCUCCCCCUCUCCCCCUCUCUGGGGGGGCAGGGCUCCCCCCUCUCAGGGGAGCUGCAGUGGACCGGCCGAAGCUCGGGGACGGUCUCGCUCAUCGAGGACUCGUCUGUGGGCUCCGAGGACGUGUCCUCACACAGGAACCACAGGCCGCUGCUGGACACAAACAUGGCCGCCAGCCCCAGGUCCUGCAGGAGACCCGGUCCCAGCAGCCGGGCGGGACCGGGCGGGGACGAGCCGGAUGUGGCCAGCCUCAGCAUGYUGGUGAACGUCUCGUGCACAUCGGCGUGCACGGACGAGGACGAGGACAUCAGCGACCUGCUGUCCUCCUCCACGCUGACGCUCACCGAGGAAGAACUCGGGGUUCGUGAUGAAGAGGAGGGACAGGAGGACCGGCUGAGCGGGACGUCCUCGGGGGACGAGGACGAAGAGGACGUGGACAGCUCCUACAUCCUGGGACUGGACUACAUGAAGAGGGAGCUCCAGAGCUGGAUCAGGUCUCCUCGCUCCUCCUCUUCCUCUCUCCUGUCCAGAACYGAGGCGGGUCUGCGGGACGAGCUGCAGUGUGGGACGUCUCCGUCCUCGUCCUUCACGUCCUCAGCUGCUAAAGAGACCAACCAGAACCAAAGGGAAGGAGCAGAGCGAGACAGGAAGGAGGAGAACCGCAGGAACCAGACCUACAUCAGUCAGUUCGUGGACGACGUGGAGAACGGCAAUGUGGACCAGAUCUGUUUGAACCGGCGUGACGAAGAYGACGAGCUCCUCCGAGAAGAGUCCAGCGUCUUCACUAAGAAGGGGGACGCUGUGACAGAGUUCUACRUCAACACCAGACCUGACGAGUCGAACCAAGAUGGAGUCGGCCUGAGAGAGGACCCAGAUUCAACCAGACGUCUGUGUCUGUCCCCGUCCUGCGACCUGCUGACCUUCUCCAAGCCCACGUCCUCCUUGGUGGGACAGCUGCAGGGGGAGCUGCCCUGCCACGGCAUCCCCCUGCGCUCGCCCCCGCCCCCCUCGCCGGGCGAGGACCGCAGGUCCCAGCAUGCACUGCUCAGCAGCAGAGCUGCAGGAGGGAGGAGGGCCAUCAACAUCCAGGAGAAGUUCAAGUUCUCAUCCUUCGUGACGGAGGAGACGAGGAGGGAGGUCCGAGCCAAAGACUCAUCUCUGCCCUCCAAAAAACGUCCCAAAUCCUCGUCCUGCUGCAGCCACGCCCCCUCCUCCUUGCCCCGCCCACAGAGUGGAGACCAAAGCAGGAAGGAGGGCGUGCACAGCUUCGUGAUGGAGCUCAUCGACAUGGCUUCAGUGGCUCUGAAAAACAAAGAGAACCAGACCCAAGAGCUGAACCUGAGGGGGUCCGUCCAAGACCUGAGUCCUGGACCACUGGCACAGAUCAGAGACAAGGUCCUCCAACACGCCCACCAGCCUCUGCACCUGAGGAAGGGGGACUUCUACUCCUACCUGUCCCUGUCGUCCCACGACAGCGACUGUGGUGAGGUGAGUCAGUGCAGCGAGGACCAGAGCUCCACCCCCCCACCCUACAGCAUCCCGUCAUGCACCAGUCCAGACCCCUGCAGUCCAGACCCCUGCAGUCCAGACCCCUGCAGUCCAGACUCCUGCAGUCCAGCACUGCAGACCAAACAACCAGACCGCCUCUCUGAUCCUGAACCAGCCUGUGGUCUGGACCUGAGAUGUGCCGGGGUGGCCUCGGCGCCCCCCAGCCCCGACAUCCGUGACGAGGAGACCCUGUUUGCAGCCUGCACCGAGGAGGUGUACCUGGGUCCGCCCCUCUGCUACAGCCUGCUGCUGUGCAGGAAGCCACGCCCCUUCCUGCACAGGUCCACUUCCAGCGACGGGCUGAGCGGACCCCGCUGGCCCCAGGUGGACCCGUACCAAGAUCACCUGUACUUCCAGGGCUCGGGGCCCAGCCCGUGUCCUUCCUGGCCCCCCGAGGAGCUCCGCCCCCUCUGUGAGGCUCCUGCAGGAGCUCCUCUGCAGGAGCAGAGGAUCUGUAAUGAGGGGCCUCCUUAUCUUAAUCCCGGGCUGCGUGUCGCCCUGAUAGACUCGUCUGCAGCUGAAUGUUUGGCAGAUUCUGAGACGCUUGGAUCCAAUAUGGACGCCGUAAUGACCGAGAUAAGUGUCUGCAGCUCCGCUACAAAUCCCUCAAAAGAGCCAGCCGCYGCCGCCGCYGCCGCCGCCGCCACGCGUAUUAAUCCUGAAAUUAACUGCUCAGCGAUGAGUGGGGCUGAUAGGGAGGAGCCGGAGCGGCGCGCAGAGGUAGAUACCCGACAGGAGGCGCAGGAGGAGGAGGGYGGGGACGGGUGGAGCAGCUUGCAGCAGGAUCCAAAGGCUACGAUGGAGGAGCAGGGACCUACAGGUCUGACUGCAGGGAGGACCAGGGUCCAGCUGUAACAGGACUCACCAUGAAGCUGAUCUCAGCUCAGAGCUCCAGACCUCCCCACCCCCUCUGGACUGAUGGUCAGACACUGGACUGGUGUCAGGGUGGUCCUCAGCUKGUUUUAAGGACUGUCCUCCUGUGAAGACCCCACUGAGUGAAGCUGGUGUUCAGACAGAAGCACGAAGUGAAGAAAAGAUGUUGACCUUCUUAGAGUUAAMGAUCUGAACCAUUAACAUGUUUAGAGUUUAAUCACAGCUUCACUGAGACCACAGGAGGACUUCACAGAAACUGGAUCUGAUCCACAUUAACCUAAACAAGCUUUGACUGAACAGAAAGACUUUUUAUUUAGGAAACAUCUGAGAGAAAAACUCUCCUUAAACUUUAAACUUUAUUCUACAGAACUGGUCAGGCUUCUUCACACUGCAUGGUCUCUGGGCUCAGACAGGACCUGGGUGGUCCCUGGGUUCUGACAGGUCCUGGGUGGUCCCUGGGUUCUGACAGGACCUGGUCUGUGGGCUCAGACAGGACCUGGGUGGUCCCUGGGUUCUGACAGGACCUGGGUGGUCUCUGGGUUCUGACAGGACCUGGGUGGUCUCUGGGUUCUGACAGGACCUGGGUGGACUCUGGGCUCAGACAGGACCUGGGUGGUCUCUGGGCUCAGACAGGACCUGGGUGGUCCCUGGGCUCAGACAGGACCUGGUCUUUGGGUUCUGACAGGACCUGGGUGGUCUCUGGGCUCAGACAGGACCUGGGUGGUCCCUGGGCUCAGACAGGACCUGGUCUUUGGGUUCUGACAGGACCUGGGUGGUCUCUGGGCUCAGACAGGACCUGGGUGGUCCCUGGGCUCAGACAGGACCUGGUCUUUGGGUUCUGACAGGACCUGGGUGGUCUCUGGGCUCAGACAGGACCUGGGUGGUCCCUGGGCUCAGACAGGACCUGGUCUUUGGGUUCUGACAGGACCUGGGUGGUCUCUGGGCUCAGACAGGACCUGGGUGGUCCCUGGGCUCAGACAGGACCUGGUCUUUGGGUUCUGACAGGACCUGGGUGGUCUCUG
This is a messenger RNA of Austrofundulus limnaeus, 4574 nucleotides long. RefSeq names its product A-kinase anchor protein 6. NCBI's taxonomy places the organism in Eukaryota, Metazoa, Chordata, Actinopteri, Cyprinodontiformes, Rivulidae. The record is from RefSeq and is a predicted model, not a curated record.